Molecule: messenger RNA, 1203 nt
Organism: Naegleria gruberi
Lineage: Eukaryota; Heterolobosea; Eutetramitea; Acrasida; Naegleriidae
Exons: 1
Coding region: 1-1203 (400 amino acids)
Source: RefSeq, a predicted model, not a curated record
AUGGCCAACAAGAAGAGCCACAACAAGGGAUACACCCCCAACAAUAAUAAGAACAACACAAACACCAACAAUAAUUCAUCAGGUUACUACGAUGCUCAAAAACCAAAAAAUUAUACUCUACAAGCACAACAAAAUACAAUAGCCAAUUCCUCGUUUGGGUCUAACAAUACUUUUGGAACAUCUUCUUCAGUUUUCGGUACAACAAGCAAUAAGCCAGCUACUUCCUUCGGUGCAUCCUCUUUCGGUACAACAUCCUUUGCACCAUCAAAUAAUAAUAUAGGAGGAUUUGGUAGUAGUACAUUUGGUUCUUCCUCCUUCAACAGUAGUAGGAGUGGUUCAGGGUUUGGCAAUUCUACAACAAAUUCUUCAACUUCAGUGCCUGGAAGUGGGGGUUUUGGAUCGAGUUCAUUUGCAUCAUUGACUAAACAGUCAACCACAAGUGGCUUUGGUCAAUCAUCUUUUGCUAGUAUUGGAGCCUCUUCUACAAAUAGUGGAUUUGGAACAAACAAUAAUAAUGGAGGAGUUUUUAAUUCAUCUUCUGGAGGCGGAUUCGGAUCUUUUUCAUCAGGAUCACAAUUUGGCAAUCCAUCCACUUCUUCAGGAUUUGGAUCAUUUGCAAAUAGUAUUGUUGGCACCAAUAACUCAGUUGCGGGUACAGGAGGCUUUACUCAAGUAGCUACAAUGAGUCUUCCUCAAUCAAAUCCUUCACUCCCAAAAUCUACUGUAGGAUUUAAUCAACCAUCUUUGAAUCCUACUAAUAAUUCAUUAAAUUCGAGCACAUUUACAAAAACAUCAACAGCCACUACUUCAACAUUAAAAAGUAAUGUAACUGGAACUGGUGGAUUUGUCAGUCAAAUCAUUCCACAACCCAAUACAGCCCCUAAAUUUGAUCCUUCCAUAAAAAGUGACAAAUAUUCGAAUACAUUCACCAAAGUUACUGUACAAAAAUCUGCAGCUCCAAUGUCUGCAGCCCUAGAUGCCAAAGAAACAAUGACCGUUGUUAAGGAUAAAACAUUGAUUGAGCAACUCACAGACAAGUUCAAUGAUUUAUUCCACAUUACAAAUGACAAUUUAGUGAACGAAAAGCUAAUUAAUAAUUACUUUGGGCAAUUAACAAAUGAUGACAAACAUGCUUUUGGUGCCUCAACUUUUCACAUUGGAAAAAUACCAGAGGUUCCUCCAUCCGAAGAAUUUUGUAAAUAA